Molecule: messenger RNA, 2145 nt
Organism: Aspergillus mulundensis
Lineage: Eukaryota; Fungi; Ascomycota; Eurotiomycetes; Eurotiales; Aspergillaceae
Exons: 2
Coding region: 1-2145 (714 amino acids)
Source: RefSeq, a predicted model, not a curated record
AUGGCCAAGCUGGAGGUCGACGUGGCGGAGGGGGAGUCCGCUUCGUUCCCCGCGCCGCUAAACCAAGGGCCCGUCGAGGCUCGCUCGCUCUCCUCCAUCACUGCGAUCGCAUCUAACCCGCCGAAUUAUCCUCGCAAUCCGGCGCAGAAGAAACUUGAUCCGCUUGUGUUGUAUAUUGUUAGGGUUCCUGGAAGUAGAGAUGUUUUUCUCACGCCCCUCAAACCACCAACAAAAUCCAGCGUCUCGGCAGAGGCAAUUAAUGCCUCCCUCUACUACCUCCAUGUUGCAUCUCCCGACGAUGAGAUCCUCCUCCAGGAAUACGAGCAGGAGCGUGAGGAGCGCGCAAGGUUACGCAAGGAAGGGCUGAUUGACGAUGAUCCGGACCUGCCGAUACCUCCGCUCGAAGUUGCGCGCUUGAAUAAUGUGAGGCGCAAACCUGUUGCUGUUGCUGGCGCCGGUGCUGGGACUGGGGCUGGCGGUGCGACGAAGGAUGUAGAGGCCCCUGACACUGCGCCUUCUCCAACGAAGCGGCGUCCUGUGCCUUCGAGUUUGCCUGUGCAGGAGGGAGAGAACAGGACAUCGGCUUUGUUAGUCGAAGAGAGGUCGCCUGUGCUGCCCCCGCGGCCGACUUCGUUCAAUGGUUCAAACCCAGAGGUAGUGGGGGAUCAGUCACCGUCUCCUGUUCUACCUCCGCGACCGACCUCCUUCAAGGCUGAUGAGAUUCCGUCGCCGGUUCUACCACCGCGUCCUACAUACUCUAAUACCUCGAACCUAGCAGGUAGAAUGGAGGAAGUCCGCCCGCCCAUGCCUCCACGACCACUUCCCGGUGUCCCUCAGGGAGAAGCGCCUUUCGACAACCGCACACCGCCGAAAAGGGCCAACCGCUGGAGUGCAUUUUCAGGAUAUAUCUCUAACCAUGUCCAGCGCGGCGACAGGGGUGAUGCCUCUUCCCCGGUUCGUCACAGCUUUGAUGCGUCACGGCCGCGAUCACGGCCUUCCUCGUCGCACGAUACAUCUGUGCCGUAUUCUCCUCCGGCAUACCCUACUAGAAGCCCUGGGCAGUCUCCUACUCGGCGACUGCGCCGCGACACCGCUCAGCCGCAGCGUCAACCUGGUUUUCAUAUUACGUUGAUCCGUCGCGACCCUAGUCACGGGAGCCAGUGGAAUGUGGCAACUAUGUCGACUCCUCAUCUAGAUGGCACUGGCAUCGAUAUCGAAGUGUCAACACCAGGAUAUAGCCGGUUUGCAGGCCAAAACGAGCCGCUUUCGUUAGAGUCUCUUGGCUUGAAUCUACCCGCUGAAGCCCGCAGUCUGCUUUCGCGACAUCCUAACAUCCCUACUCCUUCCGAGCUGCCAGACACUUCGGCACCGCGCGAUCCGUCUCAGCCUCGACGUUUCCACCGAAAGCUUCUCGUAUCAAGAUCUCACAACCAUGAAGAAGCGCGCAACUCGCGUGGGUCGCUGGACCUUUCUGGAGGACGUCCCUCAAUGGAUAGCAUUUCCGGAGCUUCUAUUAACACCCAGCAUCCAGCAUCAUCCAAGCUCAAGAGUGGAUAUUAUACAUUUACAUCACCGUGGAAUGGCACUUGUACGUUCUCGGCCAGUGUAAAUGGCCGGAGUCUAAAGUGCAAACACAUGAUUCCCUCCUCCGGGUUUUCCAACCCUACGCAAGACAAUCCCGCCGUGACCGUGGCCGAAAUUCGUUUCAACACCCCCUUUCAAACAGGCCAUCUCCAGUAUCCGGGAUCACAGCAUGCCUCUCCCUUUCUCCUCAGUCAGACUACGAUACUGAAGGACCCCUCAGCGCAUCACGAUCCCUCCACACCAUAUUAUUACGACCCUUCAGUGCCUCCCCCAUCAAAACGCGCCGCCAUUGCCAACCUCAUCAAUCAGAGACUGAACCGCAGGCCGUCGAAUAGCAGCUCAAGUGACGGAGGCGGCGACGCCCCUCCACCACUGCCCAUCCGGCGACCUCCAGACGAUGAACGCAUAGACCUUUCUCUCGCGCGCGAGAAAGCAGGCGGGGGUAUGCGCGGCGACAGUGCCAAGCUGGGCAAACUCGUUAUCGAGGAUGAGGGCAUCAAGAUGCUUGAUUUAGUUGUGGCCGCUUCUAUGGCUGUUUGGUGGAGAGGGUAUUAUUAUUAG